AUUAAACGGCUUUGGCUUUUGCUAUGGGAGGAACAUAAAUUGUCAUGUUCCUUCUCUUUCUAGUUUGGAGAGACAACAGGUGUGAGCAGUUUCCUUUUCUGGGAGGCAAUAUAAGUCUGAAUGCCCUACAGGAGGGUCUACUGCAAUCCUAGUGUGGGGGAAGAACUGCUGAGUCAAGAUAGACAGCAAAGUCUGUUGUUUUGCCUAUCCUUUGGUUUAAUUGACCUUGGCUUUAAAGAAAAAAAAAACAUGAGGGGAAAAAUGAAAUGGACAUUUCAAGUAGAUGGCCACUGCAUCUCAGUAGCGCCUUUUUGGAAGAGUGGGAACCCUGUAAUCAAAGAGUAAAGGACUGUUUAUGGAUCCAAUGUGAGAAGAUAUUUCUGUUUGGUCUGUUGUAUACUCUAGAGGUUUUGUUUCCCUAGAGGAUUAAGUCAUUCUACCAGCAGAGUCUGUGGACCAGUGAGGGGAAACUAAGGCAUGGGUACCGCUGCCAACAGAAAGGUACAGGUUCUUGGUCUGGUUAUUACCUGAGGAAGCAGCUCCUGUGCUCCACCCUCCCUCACAAGUGUGGUGUGGGAAAGAAGAGGAGAGACAAAAGCUGUGUUGAAACAGGCCAGAUGGUAAUGAGCGAUUGGUCCAGGACCUUCUACCCUUGGGCCAAAUGCUGGCCUUUGGGGAAGAACAUUGGAUUUUGGCUGCUGGAUCGUGACAAGCCACUGGAACCGAAGCUGCUGACUGGUGGACCAAAGGAAGGCAGAAAAGUUGGAAAAUGAAGGCAUCAGUAAAGUCCAAACAUAGGAUACCAGUUCUUUGGAGAAGAAAAUGACCAAUCAACAGUGUAUAGUCUGGAUGUAAAUUAGGGGACAUUUUUAAUUAAAAGAACCCUGAAGAAUCAAUAUUAUGAAAGUGAUUUGGUCAGCUGACCUUGUCAUGUAGGAAACCAAUCAGCUGCAAGCAAACCCUCUUCUUCAGAUGUCAGUGUGACUAAAAGCAGUUUGUUCUGUAUCAAUUUGAAAACCACCAACAUGACCUGCUGUGGAAGAUAUUUUCCCAUUUCUUGGAGGUGCUCUAAGAUGUAUACUUUCUUGAUUGGCUCCAUCUGUUUUCUAGGGAUAUAUUUGUUUUUCAUUCCUAUGACUCUUAAUUACUCUGCUGUUUUAGCAAAAAUCAAAAUUAAAGAAAACACUGUCUUGAAUUUAAUGGAAAGAUUUCCAUUUCCUGCUAAAGAAUAUGAGAAACCUGAGACAGCAAAAGAAAACAUUUUCCAGAGAAGCAAUGUUUUCAGCUUCAGACAAUCCUUGCUAAACAGGAAGAUAGGGGGACUAACUGUAAAUGCGGCACCAUUUGCUACUGAACUCAAUGAUACCCAACCCUUUAGGUUUGUUAUUAACGAAAGAGACAAAUGUAAUGAAAGAACUCCUUUCUUAAUACUAUUAAUAACAACCAAAGCUGAUGAAAAGCAGCACAGGGAAGCCAUCAGGAAAACCUGGGGAAAUGAAUCUGUGGUUCCAGGAAUAAAAAUUGUUCGCUUAUUUAUGUUGGGUAUUAACAACAAAGAGCAAAAUGAAGCCCUUCUGCGGGAAAGCAGUCAAUUUCAUGACAUCAUUCAACAAGACUUUCUGGACACCUACAAGAACCUAACUCUUAAAACCAUAAUGGGCUUGAACUGGGUUGCCACCUACUGUGGAGGUGCAAAUUUUGUCAUGAAAACAGACAGUGAUGUUUUUGUUAAUACAGAAUAUUUAAUACAAAGUCUCCUAAGACCACUUAUGCCUCCUUCACGGUAUUAUUUCACUGGCUACCUUAUCAGAAAUGGUCAGCCUCAUCGAAAUAAAGAAAGCAAAUGGUACGUGCCAAAGGAAGUCUACUCAGCCGAGCGCUACCCUGAUUUUUGUUCAGGAACUGGAUAUGUCUUUUCUGGAACCCUGGCUGCAAAAAUUGUCAAUGCAUCUUUAAAAGUCAAGUAUAUAUACUUAGAAGAUAUUUAUGUAGCUCUUUGUCUUGAACAAGCAGGAAUUAAUAUGGUGCCCCCACCUAGUAACUAUUUGUUUAAUAUAUAUAAAGUCCCAUUUUCUCCUUGUAUAUACAACAGACUGAUUACCUCCCAUGCAAUUUAUCCAAAUGAACAGAUACUAUACUGGGAAGCAUUGCAAAAUAACAAACAUAUAUGUGGUAAAUAA
Molecule: messenger RNA, 2180 nt
Organism: Dermochelys coriacea (leatherback sea turtle)
Lineage: Eukaryota; Metazoa; Chordata; Testudines; Dermochelyidae
Product: beta-1,3-galactosyltransferase 2-like
Exons: 4
Coding region: 1026-2180 (384 amino acids)
Cellular component (GO): membrane
Molecular function (GO): N-acetyl-beta-D-glucosaminide beta-(1,3)-galactosyltransferase activity
Source: RefSeq, a predicted model, not a curated record